Brassica napus (rape) is the source of this 1590-nucleotide messenger RNA. RefSeq lists its product as uncharacterized. Gene Ontology annotation, biological process: recombinational repair. Lineage: Eukaryota; Viridiplantae; Streptophyta; Magnoliopsida; Brassicales; Brassicaceae. The record is from RefSeq and is a predicted model, not a curated record.
CACGAACGAAAGUUCGAAUCCCACACAGAAAAAAAACGUUUUCACGCACUGAGACGCCUCUCUCUCACCAUUCAUAUGAAUCCUCAAGAAGAAGAAGUAGAGCAAUGGGAAGCUCUUGACCUUGGCGACUCUGAGCUCCCUUCUUUCCUCCGCCCUUGCAAACGCAAAUCUCCAUCAAGGCCUCCUCUGCAACCAACGACCCCACGGCUUAAUCCCAACCAUCAGACUCUUGGCCGCUGCUCCUCCUCGCUGAGAGAUCGUUUUCUUGAAGACAGUUAUUCUCGUUCUUUGAUUCCAGGACCUGCUGGGACUGUUCAAGUGGCAAUCCGGAGAAAGAUGAACAAGGAUCCGAGAUCGUUUGAUGAGCAGGGAGAACCGAUUCCAACUCAAGAGUUCAUUUGUAAGGCUGCCGAAGAGCCUGAUUGGGAUGACAAGGAUUUCUCUGAGGACCCUUGGGUCUCUGCUGUUGAUUACAUACGGCGUGAAGGUUUGCUGAGCAAUGGUGGGAAAGCUAUUGGGACACCGUUGAGCGAGAUUAAGAGCGUAUGUUGCAGUUGGGGUAAGGUCGACCAGGUGGUGGCAAUUGUCAAAACCUGCACUCCAAAUGGUCUAGGUGAUAUCAUGGUGACUCUUAAGGAUCCCACUGGAACAAUCGAUGCCAGCGUGCACAGGAAAGUGAUAUCUGAGAGUGAGUUUGGAAGAGAUAUACGAGUUGGUGCAGUGGUGAUACUUAACAAGGUUGCAGUCUGUGCACCUUCACGGUCCUCACGCUAUCUUAACAUAACACUGAAGAACAUCUCCAAGGUUAUCACAAAGGAUACACCUGUUUUACCUAAGGAGAGCCAUUUCGAAACAAGUGCCAAGAAUCCUGUUCCAGUGAAUGGUAGGAGAUGGAAUUUUCUUUCACAGUCUGAUAAAAACUCAAACCUUGACUUGGUCUAUUAUUAUAAUAAUCUAACAGAAAACGAGGAAGAUUUGCGAAUGCGGCCCAAAGUGUUUCCUGUGGAGCAAGGAACUACUCAAGGAAUCAUGAACAGUCUCAGAAGAAGUGUCAGAGAAAGCAGUGAAGCAACCACUGACGUAGAAAUGGAAGAAACGAAUCCAACAGAGGAAAGCAACUCCUGGCUAAAAGGGGUGGCCAAGAACCAGUUUCAAGCCAGAAUGGACCUGACCCACUUGGGAAAGCAUGAUUCAAGCAGCCAAACAGGAAUUGCAGCAAGCAGGACAACCGGGACUGAUACAGCCGAUGACAUUAGACUGGCGAAAAGGAUCAGUAGAAGUCCUGAACCUCAAAGUGGUGAGCUAGAGAGCGUAAAGGGGAACUCUGAUGAAGUUAGAUCAGGAUCUAAGGUCAACAAAUCUCAGCCCAUGGCGUCUUCCAGCUUGGUGCCACAGUGGACCGACGAGCAACUUGAAGAACUCUUCGAUUUUGACUAAAAUGGACAGAUGUGUUUUGUUUUUUUGUUGAUGCAUGAACUGUUGUUCUACGUUGCAGAUAGCAGUGAAUUUCAAGUAAAAGUUGUGCUGAAAUACUGAAACUAUUAACAGAUGUAAAUAUCAAAAAGAAAAAAGUUUCAACAAAAUUGGAUA